UCAUAAAAACGGCGACUUCCGACGGCUUCCCGCACCGCUUUUGGAAUCAGGUCUGAACCAAAGCACUAGCUGGAUCUCCUGAAGAGAGAAGACCAAGACUUUUACUAGUUGGAAGCUGUGGUGUAAGCUUUGUGUGUUCGUUUGUUAGUAGCGGUAUUUUUUGGUUUUCAGAUAGUUGGUUCAAAACCAUUGUUCUUGGAAAAGACCUGGAAACUGUAAUUUAGCCCAGGACAGCUUGAUGGGUGAGGAGGAUAGGUCAUAUAAAAAGGGCAGGAGGAAGAAGAGUCGCUCUGAUGCUGCCAAUUCUAACAAAUGGGUAUCCGGAAGUGAAGCUGAUGGGUCUUUUAAAGCUCGACAACACUCUAAGUACGAGACAGAUUCUGCACCACGAAAAUCUGUCAUCAGGAAGCAGAUUGAUCCUGAAACUACUAAGUACUUCUCUGAAAUUUUGAAUCUUUUCGAAAGUAAAGAGGUCGACAUGGAGGAGCGAGCAGUGAUAUGUGGUAAUGCUCUUGAAGAAACCAGGGGGAAGGAGUUUGAACUUGCAACUGAUUAUAUCAUUAGCCACACUUUGCAGUCUCUCCUUGAGAAUUGUGAUGUAAACCAUCUUUGUGCUUUCCUACAAAGCUGCAUAAAUGACUUCCCUUUAAUUGCAAUGGAUCGGUCUGGUUCUCAUGUAGCUGAGACCGCUAUUAGGUCUUUAGCUAAGCAUCUUCAGGACAUGGAGGUCUACUCUCUUGUUGAAGACACUGUGACCAUGAUAUGCAGGGUGAUCAUAGAAAAUCUGGUUGAUGUCAUGUGCAACUGCUAUGGAUCACAUGUACUUCGAAGUCUUCUUUCUCUUUGUAAAGGAGUUGCAUUAGAUUCUUCAGAGUUCCAUGCAACAAAGUCUUCUACAGUUCUAGCAGAGAGAUUGAAUUUCAAGGCAUCUCGAUCAGAUAGAGAUGCUUCAUCACAUAUUCAUCAAGGAUUCCCAGAUUUACUAAAAUUCCUUGUCUCAGGAAUGUUAAAUUCUACCAAAAAAGACAUUAAGACCCUGAGAGUUGAUCAGUACAGCAGUUUGGUUUUUCAGAUUGCUUUAAAGUUUUUAGUGGGAUAUGAUGAAGAAUUGUUGCAAAUGAUAUCUAUCCUUCUUGGGUGUAACAAGGAAGACUUUGCGGAGGGAAAUUCCAUAAAAUCAAAUGUAGUGCAAAACAUUGUACGUUUAGUAAAAGAAACUGCAUUUAGCCAUUUGAUGGAGGUCAUUUUGGAGGUGGCUCCUGAAGUUUUGUACAAUGAAUUGCUCAAGAAAGUUUUUAGGAGUUCAUUGUUUGAGCUUUCAUCUCAUCAUUGCGGGAACUUUGUUGUUCAAGCGCUAAUAUCUCAUGCAAGAGAUCAAGAGCAAAUGGAGUUGAUGUGGGAGGAACUUGGUACAAAAUUUAAGGAUAUUCUAGAGAUGGGAAGACCGGGUGUUAUUGCUUCACUCAUUGCUGCAAGUCAAAGGCUCAAAACUCACGAACAAAAGUGUUGUCAGGCCCUUGCUGCUGCAGUGUGUUCAGGAGAUGAGUCUCCAACAUGCGUUGUUCCUCGAAUACUGUUUCUUGAUAGCUACUUCAGCUGUGAAGACAAGGCUAAUUGGAAUUGGCCUAGAGGUGUUAAAAUCCAUGUCAUUGGUUCUUUGAUUCUGCAAGAAGUUUUUCGAUAUCAUAGUAGAUAUAUACAGCCUUUUAUCACAAGCAUUGCAUCCAUGGAGGCUGAUAACAUCCUAGAAGCUGCAAAAGAUACAGGAGGUGCCCGUGUUAUUGAAUCCUUUCUAAGUUCAGAUGCUACUGCAAAAAUGAAACGGCGACUAAUUGCAAAGCUACGUGGACAUUUUGCAGAGCUUUCAAUGCACUUGUCUGGUUCAUUUACUGUUGAAAAGUGUUUCACCACCAGUAACAUGUCACUACAAGAGGCCAUAGUAGCUGAGUUGUUAGAGGUACGAAGUGAGCUUUCCAAGACAAAGCAAGGCCCUCAUCUCAUAAGGAAACUAGAUGUUUAUGGAUUUGCUGCUCGACCUGAUCAGUGGAGGUCCAGACAAGCAUCAAAACUAUCAGCUUACAAUGAAUUUUGUGCUACAUUUGGUUCUGGUGAAAACAAGACAUCCAAAAAUAGCGGCUUUCUUUCUGAUACUUCCGAGAAGGUAUCAAGGCCAGAGACAAUAAAGCAAAUGAGGAAAGAGAUUGCUGAUGGCCUUGCUUCUUCUACACCAUUUUUAAGUAAGACAGCCUUUAAACGUAAGCCAAAAGAAGCAAAAGAACGCGGAAAGAAAUAUGCCAAAACUUCAGCAGAUGAUGAUGUCUCAGAAAGGAAAAAAGAAAAUCAAAGAAAAAGAAUUAAGAUGGCUUAGAAAAUUUCUCUCCUGGAAGUUAAAAAACAUUGGAGAAGUUCAGGAAGUUAGGGGCCAUCUGGUGCAUGGAAAAGACACAGGAAACAACGCAAGUUUAUUUUGAAAUUUUUGACAAAAGCAAAAUAGGCUAUAGCUGUAACUCAAUUUUUAUUUUUAGUUCGAAAUUUUGAAGCCUUGUAAUUUGUACCACAAUUUUGGAUUUUGUUCUAUAUGUACAUCCAAAAAUUAUUUA
Messenger RNA from Ziziphus jujuba (common jujube), 2600 nucleotides. Its product is annotated as pumilio homolog 23. Gene Ontology annotation, molecular function: RNA binding. The transcript is spliced from 11 exons. The record is from RefSeq and is a predicted model, not a curated record. Gene Ontology annotation, cellular component: nucleolus; preribosome, small subunit precursor; 90S preribosome. The coding region runs from base 239 to 2368 and encodes 709 amino acids. Gene Ontology annotation, biological process: endonucleolytic cleavage in ITS1 to separate SSU-rRNA from 5.8S rRNA and LSU-rRNA from tricistronic rRNA transcript (SSU-rRNA, 5.8S rRNA, LSU-rRNA); ribosomal small subunit export from nucleus; endonucleolytic cleavage in 5'-ETS of tricistronic rRNA transcript (SSU-rRNA, 5.8S rRNA, LSU-rRNA). NCBI's taxonomy places the organism in Eukaryota, Viridiplantae, Streptophyta, Magnoliopsida, Rosales, Rhamnaceae.